AUGGUUGUUGCUACCAUCAAAUGUGUUGUCGUCGGCGAUGGAGCUGUUGGCAAGACCUGUCUCCUAAUCUCAUACACAACAAACAAGUUCCCAUCCGAAUACGUCCCGACCGUCUUCGAUAACUAUGCUGUUACUGUCAUGAUCGGAGAUGAACCAUAUACUCUUGGCCUUUUCGAUACUGCUGGUCAGGAGGACUACGAUCGUCUUCGCCCACUUUCGUAUCCGCAGACAGAUGUCUUCCUCGUCUGUUUCUCCGUGACCUCUCCUGCCUCAUUCGAAAACGUUCGCGAGAAAUGGUUCCCGGAAGUCCGUCAUCACUGCCCAGGUGUUCCUUGCUUGAUUGUUGGGACCCAGACCGAUUUGCGUGAUGAUCUUGCUGUUCGCGAAAAGCUGUCCAAGCAGAAGAUGGCUCCUGUCCGCAAGGAAGACGGCGAACGCAUGGCAAGAGAGCUUGGCGCUGUUAAAUACGUCGAAUGCUCUGCCCUCACUCAGUACAAGCUCAAGGAUGUUUUCGACGAGGCCAUCGUUGCUGCUCUCGAGCCACCAAGUACUCGCAAGAAGUCUCGCGUUUGCAAAAUACUGUAA
Molecule: messenger RNA, 585 nt
Organism: Uncinocarpus reesii 1704
Lineage: Eukaryota; Fungi; Ascomycota; Eurotiomycetes; Onygenales; Onygenaceae
Product: cell division control protein 42
Exons: 4
Coding region: 1-585 (194 amino acids)
Biological process (GO): small GTPase-mediated signal transduction
Molecular function (GO): GTPase activity; GTP binding
Source: RefSeq, a predicted model, not a curated record